Messenger RNA from Eruca vesicaria subsp. sativa (arugula), 1620 nucleotides. NCBI's taxonomy places the organism in Eukaryota, Viridiplantae, Streptophyta, Magnoliopsida, Brassicales, Brassicaceae. The record is from the annotation of a GenBank genome assembly.
AUGGAGAGAAUGUCUGCUUGUUUAUGUCUUGCGUUCCUGUUAUUCUCUGUUGUUGCAGAUGCAACGUAUAUUCAAAGACGUUCUCACCGUCUUUUAUCUUGGAGACAAAACAUGAAGACCUCCAAGUCAAACACAGAGUUACCCUCUCACUUUCAGACUUGUUACUUCCCUCAGAAUCUUGACCACUUUAGUUUCCAACCAGAGAGUUACAAAAUCUUUCACCAAAAGUACCUCAUAAACAGUCAUUUCUGGCGCAAAGGUGGCCCCAUUUUCGUCUACACAGGCAACGAAGGUGAUAUUGAAUGGUUUGCUUCCAACACCGGUUUCAUGCUGGACAUUGCGCCCAAGUUUCAGGCUCUUCUAGUCUUCAUCGAACAUAGGUUCUAUGGGGAGUCAAAGCCGCACAAGUUAGCCAAUACAUUGGGAUACCUGAACUCACAGCAAGCGUUGGCUGAUUAUGCGAUCUUGAUAAGAAGCCUGAAGCAGAAUCUAUCCUCUGAAGCAUCUCCAGUCAUAGUCUUCGGUGGCUCUUAUGGUGGAAUGCUUGCGGCAUGGUUCAGGCUAAAAUAUCCACAUAUAGCAAUUGGGGCAUUAGCAUCCUCUGCUCCAAUUCUGAAUUUCGAUAAUAUUGUUUCAUCUUCAAGCUUCUACGACACCGUGUCUCAGGACUUCAAGGACGUGAGUGUUAACUGUUUUGAAGUCAUCAAGAGAAGCUGGGGAGAGUUGGAAGUUUUCACCACCAUUAAAGAUGGCUUACAAGAACUCAGCAAAAAGUUCAGAACCUGCAAGAACCUACACUCUGUCUAUUCAGUCUCUGGUUGGCUAGAAUCAGCUUUUGUUGAAACAGCAAUGGUUAAUUAUCCAACAGCAGCAAACUUCAUGGCUCCACUGCCUGCUUAUCCAGUGGAGCAGAUGUGCAAGAUCAUCGACGAGUUACCUCUAGGAGCUAGCAAUCUAGAGCGUGCGUUUGCAGCUGCGAGUUUAUACUACAACUAUUCAGCUUCAGAGAAAUGCUUCGAUAUAGAAAACCCUACUGAUCCUCAUGGACUCGACGGUUGGGGAUGGCAGGCUUGCACAGAGAUGGUGAUUCCAAUGAGGUGCUCGAACCAGACCAUGUUUAGACCAUUCGAAAGUGAUGAUGAGAAAGCAGACCAAGAAUAUUGUCUAAGGGAAUACGGUGUCAAGCCUAGACCACACUGGAUCACUACCGAAUUCGGCGGGCAGAGAAUAGAGAUGGUGUUGAAGAGAUUUGGUAGCAACAUUAUAUUUUCCAAUGGAUUGCAGGAUCCAUGGAGCGGAGGAGGUGUCCUGAAGAACAUAUCGAGCAGUAUCAUUGCGCUUGUUACCAGAAAAGGAGCUCACCAUACGGAUCUAAGAGCUGCUACAAAAGACGACCCUGAGUGGCUGAAACAACAGAGGAGACAAGAAGUUGGUAUUAUAGAGACAUGGAUCAGUGAGUAUUUCAGUGAUCUGGGACAAGAAGAGCAAGCUAAGUGAAAAAGGACCAUUCAUUCUCUGAUUGUCAUGUGUCUGUAAUGAGUAAAAACUAUUAUCCAAUAAUAAAAGGAGUCACUGUACUUCGAAUUUGUAUUUUGAUUACCAACAAGGCAACAACAAAAG